Messenger RNA from Schizosaccharomyces osmophilus, 1155 nucleotides. It is a transcript of the gene sif2, whose product is annotated as mitochondrial protein. The record is from RefSeq and is a predicted model, not a curated record. The coding region runs from base 1 to 1155 and encodes 384 amino acids. NCBI's taxonomy places the organism in Eukaryota, Fungi, Ascomycota, Schizosaccharomycetes, Schizosaccharomycetales, Schizosaccharomycetaceae. The transcript has 5 exons.
AUGAGCUCAAGAAUUGGGCCUCAAAGGUCUACAAAAACUGCCGCAAAACUUAGAUUAUUACCUUCAACAGAAGAAUUCGCUGACUUUAGACGGCAGGACACCGGUCGUGAAGUAUACUCACAACUUCCCCAUAUUGAAGGAUCUACGGCUAGAAAAGAUGCAGAAUACCUAGGAAAACGACACCGUGAGCAUUUGCCUCGUGUCACUGCCUAUUGCACAUGCGAUACUUUCCGGGUAGACUUGCUUUUCAAGUUUUUCCAAUCUCGUCGGAGUAGCCAUAAAACAAGACCUAAACAGUUUGAUGAAUGCAUUUACAGCACAUACAGUUAUGGUAGCGAGGAAACUGUAGACCUACUUGGAGACGAAAUUGAGCCGGAUCGGAAAUCUUUAAACGGUGGAUCCACUGCAACCCAUGAUACCAUCCAUAAUGACAUUUUUGAAACAGGGUUAGACAGAAAUCAACCUUUGUUUCGAGAAGUGUUUUGCUUUAGCUACGGAGUGGUUGUAUUAUGGGGUUAUACUAUUGAAGAAGAACACCGGUUUUUGCGAGAAUUGAGUCGUUUUGAAAUUGAAAAACUAAAAAUGGAUGAUAUAGAAGUUGAAGAGUUUAAUUAUUAUGUUACUAAUCUUUAUCAACCAAGAAUUUUUAAUGACUUUAUCGCUCUGAGAGAUGCCUCUAAUUAUAUGAUUCGUUUGUCUAUAUCUCAUGCAAUUGCACAAUCCGUCAAAAUUUCUCUUUUCGAGGAGCUCGUCAACGAAACGAUAGAUGCUACCAAGGAUACGCCACAGAUGAUUGCCGAGUCUGGUAGAAUCAAAUUAAAACGGGAAGAGAUUAUGAUGGCUGUUGGCCAGUUAUUUAUUUUACGAAUUAAUAUAAAUUUACAGGGAAGCGUUUUGGAUAGUCCUGAGUUGAUGUGGACAGAACCGCAGCUUGAGCCUAUUUACACAGCAGCGAGGUCGUAUUUGGAAAUCAAUCAGCGUGUUGCUUUGCUAAACCAGCGUGUCGAAGUAAUUGGUGAUCUGUUGUCUAUGCUUAAAGAGCAAAUCACGCAUACUCACGAUGAAUCCUUAGAAUGGAUUGUUGUAAUUCUUAUGGCUUUACUUGUUCUCAUUGCCAUCUUUAGCAUUUUGGUUGAUUUGAGGUUUUUCAAGUAG